Messenger RNA from Cordyceps fumosorosea ARSEF 2679, 519 nucleotides. Its product is annotated as arylsulfatase. The record is from RefSeq and is a predicted model, not a curated record. The coding region runs from base 1 to 519 and encodes 172 amino acids. The transcript is spliced from 2 exons. Lineage: Eukaryota; Fungi; Ascomycota; Sordariomycetes; Hypocreales; Cordycipitaceae.
AUGGCUACCACAUCAACCAGCGCGCGCGUCCCCGCCGGCAUGAUCUUUCCUUACGAUGAAGGCACCGCCUUACCUUUCAUCGUCCGCGGUCCCGGCAUGGAGCUAUCGGGCUACGAGGGCACCAUUCUGAACAGUUACAAGACGCUGAGGGUCCUGGGCGACGAUGAGUCGCGGCUGUAUUUAAAGUGGUGCACGGGCGAUGCUGAACUGUACAAUACCAAGAAUCCCGAUCUGUAUAAACUCACCAACCUCUCGCUCAACCCGGACCAGCAAACCAAGCGCCUAAUCGCGCACCACAACGCGCUCCUCGUGUCCACCAAGUUCUACCACCAAAACACCUACCGCAGCCCGUGGACCGUCCUCCAAACCACAUACAUCAACUCUUCCUCCACCACAUGCACUCCAUCAGGCUCCGUCUUUUCUAACCUGCGCGCGCAUCAGCGUGUUGGAGCAGCCGGGCACCCAGGUCAUCCGCCUCUCAUGCCGCCUACAACAGUGGCGUGCCGGGCGUUGGUGUAA